Molecule: messenger RNA, 3662 nt
Organism: Phlebotomus papatasi
Lineage: Eukaryota; Metazoa; Arthropoda; Insecta; Diptera; Psychodidae
Gene: exd
Product: homeobox protein extradenticle
Exons: 7
Coding region: 255-1370 (371 amino acids)
Biological process (GO): embryonic organ development; neuron development; regulation of transcription by RNA polymerase II
Cellular component (GO): nucleus
Molecular function (GO): DNA-binding transcription factor activity, RNA polymerase II-specific; RNA polymerase II cis-regulatory region sequence-specific DNA binding
Source: RefSeq, a predicted model, not a curated record
CCCUUUGUGUUUUAUCCGACUGACAGCUUCGAGCGUCGGCCAUUUUGCAUAUAAAAGUUUUUGGAGUUUUAUAAUUUCUGUGUUUUUGCCCCCUGUAAAUACAAUUUGUUACAUUUAUGAUACACCGUGGAACAGUUUAGGGUUCAUUUUAGUGCAAAGUACUGAAAGGUUAAGCAUAGGUAUACGAUAAGUGUGUGAAAAAUAAGCUUGAACUUUGUGUAUACAACUUCGGAAGAUCCCCAACGCAGAAGGAUAUGGAGGAUCCCAAUAGGAUGAUGGCACACGCUGGUGCUGGCUUAAUGGGGCCCCAGGGCUAUGGGAUGCCAGGGCAGGGUGAUGGGAGUCAGACGGGUGGUGAGAAUGAGGUGCGUAAACAGGACAUUGGGGAGAUUCUGCAGCAAAUCAUGAACAUCACGGAUCAAUCUCUGGACGAGGCACAAGCCCGGAAGCACACCCUCAAUUGCCACCGCAUGAAACCGGCCCUUUUCUCCGUUUUGUGCGAAAUCAAAGAGAAAACUGUUCUGUCCCUUCGUAAUACCCAGGAAGAGGAACCACCAGAUCCUCAGUUGAUGCGUCUGGAUAACAUGUUGAUAGCUGAGGGAGUGGCUGGGCCAGAGAAGGGUGGUGGAGCCGGUGCGGCUGCAAGUGCAGCAGCAGCGAGUCAAGAUCUCUCGCUAGGCAUCAACUCUGACAAUGCCAUUGAGCAUUCGGAUUAUCGGGCAAAGUUGGCACAAAUCCGUCAGAUCUAUCAUCAGGAGCUGGAAAAGUAUGAACAAGCGUGCAAUGAGUUCACCACGCACGUCAUGAAUCUUUUGCGAGAGCAGAGUCGUACAAGACCUAUUACUCCUAAGGAAAUUGAGCGUAUGGUUCAAAUCAUUCACAAGAAGUUCAGUUCCAUUCAGAUGCAGUUGAAGCAGUCGACUUGUGAAGCUGUGAUGAUUUUGAGGUCACGGUUUCUGGAUGCCCGACGAAAGCGUCGUAAUUUCAGCAAACAAGCUUCGGAGAUUCUCAAUGAGUAUUUCUACAGCCACCUGAGCAAUCCCUAUCCUUCUGAGGAGGCAAAAGAGGAAUUGGCCAGAAAAUGCGGCAUUACUGUGUCACAAGUUUCCAAUUGGUUUGGCAACAAGCGAAUUCGCUACAAGAAGAACAUUGGAAAGGCCCAAGAGGAGGCCAAUCUCUAUGCGGCCAAGAAAGCAGCUGGCGCUUCACCCUAUUCAAUGGGUGGUCCUCCAAGUGGUACAGCUACUCCCAUGAUGUCACCAGCUCCUCCACAGGAUUCAAUGGGCUACUCCGGUGGCUAUGACCAUCAGCAACCGUAUGAUGGUAGCAUGGGCUAUGAUCCCAUUAUCCAUCAAGACGUAAGCCCUUGAGGGAAUUAUUUCUGAGCCAAGGUAAGCACAUGAGUUAUUACAUUUUUUUUGUAAGAGAGAAAAUAUGUAGUGAGAAAUCCCUGAAAAAAAUUUUAAUUAUUAUAAAUUUUGAUUCACAAUCACUUAAUUUAUAGUGAAAAGAAAAAGAGAAAAAAACACAUAAAAAUGAUGGAGAAAAAAAAACAUUUACAUUUUAUUAAUUAGGAUGAAAGAGUAAAACUUUUUAAUAAAUAAGUGGUGUCCACGGAGAAAAAAAUGAUACAAAUCAUACACUCAACUGUGGGUAAUUCAUGCAAAACUGUGGAUUUUCAAUAAUUCAUAUUUUUCUUUUAGCAAUGAUUGAUAUACGUACAAUUUUUAUUUUUAAUGUCUUUUAGGGGUUGAAUUUUGUUUUAGAGAAAAUUUCUAUUGCUAAUUGUUUGUUUCUAUAGUUGGAUAUUUUAUUUUGUUCAAUUCUUUCGUUACGUAUCAUGAAGACAAAAAGGUAUUUUCAUGCACGAAAAAAAAAGAAAUAGUGGUGAUAUUCCAUUGAGAAUCGUAAAAGGGAAAGCUUUUUUUUAGUACUUGACUGUUCUAAUAUUUUUCAGCGUUAUGGACUUUUAUUUUGUUUGGUUUCUGUCACGACUGUUCCCCAGGCUUCAUCGUGUUCUAAAAUCACUAAACAGUCGUGAAAGACACCAACACAAAGAAAAAGUCGAUAAUGUAGACGCACUUGAGAACAUUCAUGUACUAAAAAAGAGUGUUUAGGAGAAAGAUGUCUCCUUUUCAUUGGAAUAUCACCAUAAGUCAAUUUUUUUCAUAAAGGAGAAUAUAAAGAAAAAUUGUGACUAAAAAAAAAAAUUAAAAAUGAUAAAUUCUACACAUAUGAAAACAUGUAUACCAUUACUAAUGAGUAAAAAAAAUCUUAUUUGAUUAUUAAAGUAAAAUGUAAUUCUAUGAGAAGAGAAUAUCUUUUAAAUUAACGGUACAAGUAUUUAAAAAUUAUACCUUCUAAAAUUUAUUGAUAAAAAAAAUCGAUCUUGAUCUAUUAUACGGAUUAUACGUUUAAAAUUUCACGUGACGAUUCUAAAAAAAAAAUAAUAUGCAUAGUUUUUUUGGGGUUUGUUCUUUGGACUAAUGUUGGAUUUCUUUUGGUCUUCCAACAAUUCUUUUUUAAGUUAAACCUACACAACGCUAAAAUAAUAGGGAAUUUGUUUGGUUGUGUACAGUGCACUAAAAAAUCUACGCAAAUCCGGAAAUAUUUACAAAAAAUAAAUAAAAUGUAUACUAUAGUUUUUUAUAUCUGCAAAAUAUUAAUUUUUACGUUCUUCCAACAAUAGUAUACUGCUAAAGUAAUAAUUGAGAGCAAAAAAACUAAUUGAAUAAAGUAUACAAAAUUGUGCAUUAAAAAAAAAAGAUAAACUAAAAAAAAGAAGAAUCUGUAGGAGGUGUAUUGUUUAGAAGACAAAAACAAUUAUAAAUAUCUGGGGAUAAAUUACUUAUUGAUAGAGGAAAAAAACUAAGAGACAGAAGUAAAGAGUAAAGCACAAAACACCACUUUUACAAAUUUAUUUCAGUGGAAAGUAAUGUAGUGAGAAAAUGUAAUUGAAAAGUCUAGAAUAGUAAGGAAUAUUUUAUAUUAGAACAUAGAAUAAAAUUACAUACAUAUUAAUUUAACAAUUUAGUAAGAUUAAAAUAGAAAUAAUGUAUUAAGAAGAAUUAGCAGCUGUGUCCGUGAGAAGUAAAAAAAAGGAAAAUAUUUUGCAAGGUGCAAUAAGACGAGGAAAACAAGUUUUUUUUUUGUAAGGAAACAAAAUAAAAGGAAAAAUCAUUUUAUUUCUGUGAAUCUCUGCAAUUCACAACAAUAAUGACACAAGUACUUACUAAUUAUUUUGCUGAUAAUAUUUAUAAUAUAAUACUUCGUACUAAAUUUAACAAAUAUCUAGUAAAAUAUACGACUAAUAGUUACAAAAAAUAAAUAAAAUACGGACAAUAUUUUGAGGAAAAGAAAAAAAUCCCAUGUUAUAUCCAAAACACAGUAUACGAUAAAUUUUAUAAAACGACAUUUCGAUUUAAAGAAAUAAAAAAAAAACCAACAUUUACAAUUCCUUAACUGUUUUCAAUGAAUCUCUGAAAUAACAAAAAAAAGAAAAUUCUUACUGUGUUUUUGGAUUUUGGUAUCAUUAAAAUAAUUUUUCUUCUGACCAUUCAGACUAUGCCCAGAAAAUUAUCCCACGAACAAAAGGUAUACUAUGAAUAAAACAAUAUAAAAUAUAUUUUUAAACAUUUUGUACGACAAAAUGUGUUCAAAAA